AAUGUCUUGCGUAGCCUAAAAUGGAGUGGAUUUUCCCAGGAUGUGCUUUCACGUAAAGAGCUGUCUAGAAUAUCGCAUGACGGUUAAUCAGUGAGGAAUGCCGACUAGUUUUUGUCAUCGGGGUUAACGCAGAAAAGCUGCAAGAUGAAGAAACAGUUCAAUCGAAUGCGACAACUCGCUAACCAAACGGUGGGCAGGGCUGAGAAGACAGAAGUGCUGAGCGAUGACCUGCUACAGGUGGAGAAGCGUCUGGAGCUGGUGAAGCAGGUGUCCCACAGCACCCAUAAGAAGCUGACCGCAUGCCUGCAGGGCCAGCAGGGGGUGGAGGUGGACAAGAAGUCCGUAAGAUCACCCUCGAAAAAGCUGCCACUGACAACGCUAGCCCAAUGUAUGGUGGAAGGAGCCGUCGUCCUGGGAGACGACUCGUUGCUGGGGAAGAUGCUGAAGCUGUGCGGGGAGACCCAGGAGAAGCUGGCCCAGGAGCUGCUGCUGUUCGAGCUCCAGAUCGAGAGGGACGUGGUGGAGCCACUCUACGUCUUAGCAGAGGUGGAAAUCCCGAACAUCCAGAAACAAAGGAAACAUUUAGCCAAACUGGUUCUGGACAUGGACUCCGCUCGCACACGGUGGCAGCAGUCGUCCAAGUCCUCAGGUCCCAGCAACCAGCAGCACACAGGGGCUAAGGCCGACUCCCUCAGGGAAGAGAUGGAGGAGGCAGCCAAUCGCAUGGAGAUCUGUAGGGAUCAGUUAUCUGCAGACAUGUACAGUUUUGUGGCCAAAGAAAUCGACUAUGCAAACUACUUUCAGACGUUAAUUGAAGUGCAAGCGGAGUAUCAUAAGAAGUCGUUAGAGCUCCUGCAAAACAUCCUACCCCAGAUCAAAGCACAUCAGGAGGCGUGGGUGGAUAAGCCUUGCUAUGGCAAACCUCUGGAGGAGCACCUGACGCUGAGUGGGCGUGACAUUGCCUUCCCCAUAGAGGCCUGUGUCACCAUGCUACUGGAGUGUGGCAUGCAGGAGGAGGGCCUUUUCAGAGUGGCACCGUCAGCAUCCAAGCUGAAGAAGCUGAAGGCGUCGCUGGACUGUGGAGUGUUAGACGUGCAGGAGUACUCGGCCGAUCCCCAUGCCAUCGCAGGUGCUCUAAAAUCAUACCUCAGAGAGCUGCCAGAACCCCUGAUGACCUUUGAACUCUAUGAGGAAUGGAUCCAGGCGUCCAACAUCCAAGACCAGGAUAAGAGGCUGCAGGCCUUGCUGUCUGCUUGUGAGAAACUGCCCACGGCCAAUAGUAACAACUUCAAAUAUUUAAUCAAGUUUCUUGCCAAGCUAAACGAGUACGAGGACGCUAAUAAGAUGACACCGGGGAACAUUGCCAUCGUGCUGGGCCCCAAUCUGCUCUGGGAUAACAAUGAAGGGAACAUCACUGAGAUGAUGACCACAGUCUCGCUGCAGAUUGUCAGUUUACUGGAGCCCAUUGUCCAGCACGCAGACUGGUUCUUUCCUGGAGAGAUCGAGUUCAACGUGACGGGUAACUACGGCAGCCCGGUGCACACCAACCACAACGCCAACUACAGCUCCAUGCCCUCGCCCGACAUGGACCACACCGAGCGCCGCCAGUCCGACCAGAGCCGCCGCCCGCUCAGCGUCGCCACCGACAACAUGAUGCUGGAGUUCUACAAGAAGGACGGCAUUAGGAAGAUCCAGAGUAUGGGUGUGCGGGUGAUGGACACGUCGUGGGUGUCGCGGCGCGGCCCGUCGACGGCGCGGAAGACCUCGUCCACUCCCCCGAGCCUGUACCCCCCCGGGCUGCCCGGUGAGGGGGGCAUGAUGCUGGCAGAGCUGCCGGGGGAGCUGUCAGCCUCCCCCUCCCCCACACCCCCGCCAGGCAGCAGCGACCGCGCCAGUACUUUGAAGAACAAGGAACUCUCCCCUGUGAUUGGCCAGAAAGCCAUGCAGACAGCGCCAUCUAGUGGCUAUUCACUGUGCACUGAGCCAAGUCCUCACACUCUACGGAAAGUCUCUAAGAAGCUGGCUCCCAUCCCCCCUAAAUGUCCGUACCCUCCGUCGGGCGCCAUGUCUGACCAGUCCACGGGUCAGCCCUCUCCCAUCAGCCUGUCCCCGACUCCGCCGAGCACGCCGUCCCCGUACAGCUUCAGCUACCCGCAGGGCUAUGCCACCAUCGCUUCGCCCGGCGGCGGCGGCAGCAGCGGGGGCAUGCAGGCCACCACGCCGCCCUCGCUUAGCUCCGCGGGCGCCAUGGGCACGCUGCCCAAAGCCCGGCCGGCGCCCAAACCCCGCCAGCGGCCCAGCCUGCCGCCGCCGCAGCCCCCCAGCACCCCCGGAUCCAGCCCCCAGCCGCUGGAGCACGCAGGCCUGCUGGAGGGCCUCUCGCCCGGGGAGAGCAUGUCUACAGACUCUUUCUGCAACCUGGACAUUCCUGCCAUCAACGUGGAGCUGGACGGCAUUCUGGACGUGGCGUACGGCGCCCUCCACAGGCACUCUGUGGUCAUGGCGGCGGUGGCGCUGGAGGCGUCGACGGGCAGGGCCGAGUCGGAGGAGGACUCGGAGAGCACGGUGUUAUGACGUCAUCGCACACUCGGCCGAUCACAGACCACUCUCACCUCCGCCGCGACCUCGAGCACCGACACCGCCUCCGCCACCCCUGGAUGCUGUACGCCCCACCAAAUGCGCAGGAUUGCGUUGCUCCACCUCACUGCAACUACGGAGGCCUGUAAUGCCCAAAAUACUCCCCCCCGCUAGCUUUUCCUACAGACUAUGAAAUGACAUUGUCAAUAAACAGCAUAUAAGAUCACUAUUACACCGAGUAACCGGACCAGGAAUAUCACUGGCAGAACUCAACAAUGAAGCAUCAUCACAGGACAGUUAGAUUUUUUUUUUUAGCAUCUUAACACAUUUUGUUUUUAUUUUUAAUGCUGUUAUUUUUAUUGUUGUUUGUGUCUUUUUUUUCUUUUUCUUUGCCUUACCCAUUUUGCCUUUAACGACCUACGAGCACAGAGCAAAGCUGUACAGGAAAGUCACUGAUAUCUAUUUCACAACAGUUUGUUUGAUUUCCCUUCAUGGUGUCGUUGCAGUUACUGUACAUGGUAUCUCUUUCAACCAGUCCAGAGUUGACCAAUCAAAACUACUUCCUGUAUGGUCAUUGUCCAGGGAGUUAUACCAGGUAACGCAAACAAAUUAUGAGAAUGUCCACAGAGUAAGUUUUAUGAUAUAUAGCCACAAAAAAGUCACUCUUUGAAAUAUUUAUAGGAGAAAAAAAGACAGCAAAACAACUUUAUUUUUUAAAGAUGAAAUAAACAUUUAAAAUUAAAGUGUAUACAGUGGGUUGUAUAGGAACAGGGGGCUUAGAAUGUACUGUGAGAAAAGAUUCAUUAUCCUGUUGUUGGACAUGGAAAUCCCCAUUGUGUGUGCGUGUGUGUGCGUGUGUGUGCGUGUGUGUGUGUGUUUGUGUGUGUGCGUGUGUGUGUCACUUGAAGUCCUUGGUCCCCCUCAGUGUCGCAUUACCACAAACUUGGAUGGUUAAGCACCUAUGACCAUACUCGUGACUACAGGCCACAACAGCAGGUCAUCCACACCUGCCAACAGGUGUGUGUGUGUGUGUGUGUGUGUGUGUGUGUCCAGUGGCCAAUAGCUUAGUAAUUAUUUUAGAAAAAGUAAUGGAU
Molecule: messenger RNA, 3671 nt
Organism: Sardina pilchardus (European sardine)
Lineage: Eukaryota; Metazoa; Chordata; Actinopteri; Clupeiformes; Clupeidae
Product: rho GTPase-activating protein 44-like
Exons: 21
Coding region: 145-2574 (809 amino acids)
Biological process (GO): regulation of dendritic spine morphogenesis; positive regulation of GTPase activity; neurotransmitter receptor transport, endosome to postsynaptic membrane
Cellular component (GO): presynaptic active zone; cytoplasm; intracellular anatomical structure
Molecular function (GO): protein binding; GTPase activator activity
Source: RefSeq, a predicted model, not a curated record